CAUCCGGACAAAGCCAAGUGCUCGGGAAGUGAUUUGUACGCCAACUUCGAGGGCGCCUUUCAAUGUCUGGCAACUGUCGGUGACGUGUCUUUCCUCAGACACACCACAAUCAACCAAAUGUCUCGAUACAAACGGAUCAAUAAAAAUGAAUACGAGUUGUUGUGUCCAAAUGGUGGCCGGCGUUCAGUGGACUCCUAUCUGGAGUGCAAUUGGGGUUUCGUUCCGUCGCACGCUAUUGUCAUCUCUUCGGCCACUUUACCCGAAGACAGGGCCAAAAUUCAAAGGUUUUUCUUCGACUCCGUCAACAAAUUCAGUCCUCAGUCGACAAACAGAGACUACUUAUCGGGACAGCCAUUGAAGCCAUCAUUUAAUCGAUUUAAUCAAAGCUUUUCAAUGAAAAACAAUUUAACGAAAUAUAGUUUACUGGAAGACAAACUGCGAAACGACGACCAGUUCUCACUGUUUGGCGAUUCCGUAAAAUACGGGGCAAUGAAUCUGUUGUUCUCCGACGAGACGACUGCCUUGAGUCCGGUCGACAUCAGUAAACAGACUUUCGCCGGUUAUUUGCGUUCAUACGAACUUCCGGCCAGAAUUAAGUUCGACUUCAGGUCUAACUUAACCAAUAUAUUGGAUUACUUCGAUAAGUUGCGCAAAUGUCCCGUUCCUAACGCCCGCUUCUGUGUGGUGUCCGACAAAGAGCUCGAGAAAUGCCAACGAAUGAAGACUGCGUUCCACUCGCAGAUGCUUAAGCCAGAGCUCACUUGUAUCAAAGGCCACAGUACUGUCGGCUGUAUGUCAUUGAUUCGCGACGGAAACGCCGACCUCACGGUCUUAGACGCCGGCGAUGUCUACACCGGUGGACACAAAUUCAAUUUAGAACCACUGGUUUCCGAACAAAACAAUUUGAACGAUACUUAUUAUUAUGUGGUGGCCAUCACUCGACAGUCCGAUAAGAAUACAGAUCUGCUAUAUCUGAAGGGCAAGAAGUCGUGUCACACAGGGUUCGGUCUGGCGGCCGGUUGGGUCAUUCCCCUCAGCUUUCUAUUAUCCAACUCACGGAUGCGUCCGUACGGCUGUGACUCAGUUCGGGCCGCGUCUGAAUUUUUCCAGAAGUCGUGUAUUCCCGGAGCGCUUUCCCGCGAGUUUUAUAGUCUGGACAGCACUUGGGAUUACGGCAACCUCUGCGACCUCUGUCACGGGGCCUCAUAUCGAUACUGCAGCCGAGACUCGUCGGAACCCUUCUUCGGAGACACGGGUGCGUUGAGGUGUUUGGUCGAAGGCGGCGGAGAGAUAGCGUUCGCCAAACACACGACCAUUUUGGAGAACACGGGCGGCCGAAACGCCGACUGGUGGGCGCGGAAUGUGAUUCCCGACGACUUUGAGCUGUUGUGCAGAGACGGCACUCGAGCCACUUAUCGCGACUUCAAACGCUGCCAUUUGGGUCGAGUGGCCACCAAUGCUAUCGUCACUAAUAAAUACAACGAGAACUACCAGAAGGAAGCGUUCAUUAAUCUCUUCAUUUAUGCUCAACAGUUCUAUGGAUCGAAAUAUUCCGAAGACUUUACAUUCAAAAUGUUUGUCUCGCAGUCCGACUAUAAAGAUCUCAUAUUCCAGGACUCGACCGUUCAAUUGAAAACCAUUCCCUUUAAUAAACGUGAUUAUCGACAGUAUUUGGGACACGACUUCUUGAAGGCCAUGUCAUUAGUGGACUGCACUGCCGGCUCUCAUCGCACCACACCUUCAGCUAUUAAUUGCGACGGCACUAUAAUACUGCUCAAUGAAGACGGUAUGCAACCGAUUGAGAUCUCUCAGAAAGACUCAGAUCUCGUGCCACUCAAGUCUGGCGUCAAGAUUGCGUGCUUUCAGUGGAAUCCGGUAUUCCUUUCUCUCGCCAUUUCCUGGGAAUCGGGAGAACUCGGCGUCUAUUCCAUCAAGAAUUCAAGAGCCAAAUGGUCUGAAACAGCACUCAAAGCUUAUAACAGACAGAAAACAGUUGUUUGCAUGCAAUGGAUAAACGAUGGCCUCAGUCUCUUCACAGUGGAUAUGUCGGGCAAAAUAAUAAUCUGGGAAUUUGACGAAAUGGCAAAUCUUUUACUCGAAAAGUUUACGCAACAAAUAAGUGAUCAAAUUUCUGAUACACUGGCCGUCACUUUCAACAAAAUAUCAUUUGUAUAUUUCGGAUCAAACAGUGGGACAGUGUUUCAGAUGAAUGAGUCGACGGGAACUCUUAGCGAUAUCGUUGCUCUCGAGAGUGGAGUCAAACGAUUACUUCAUUAUUCAAAAAGGAGUCGACUUAUUAUAAUAACAGAAUCAAUGCUUUUAUGUCAAUAUUCAUUCUCGACCUCCAGUUCAGACAUAUGCGAGGUUUCAAAAGUCAAAUUAAGUACUUCUGCCCGAAAUUUGGCGUCAGAUAUAAUCACCGCCCAAAUGAUCGACGACUCGGUCGGACUCAUAGCUAUUUGUUUUACUGGCGAACGAGUGGUCAGACUCUGGCAGUUAGAGAGUGGUAAUAACGCGGCGGUUAUUGUGGCCGAGUCUGCGGAAUCGCAUUGGGCUGGCGUUACAUCAGUCGGCUAUUGGGGUAAUUUGAUGACUGCCGGCACCAGUAAUAGUCAUGUUAUCAUUUGGAAAAGGAGUUCUGGUCUUGAGUUCAAUCGA
This is a messenger RNA of Medioppia subpectinata, 2658 nucleotides long. Lineage: Eukaryota; Metazoa; Arthropoda; Arachnida; Sarcoptiformes; Oppiidae. The record is from the annotation of a GenBank genome assembly.